AAGCAGUCUAACCCAUCUCACUGCUUUCAGUUGAGUUGUUUCUGUCUUCUCUUCUGUUGCCGGCGCCUGCGAGGAGACGGACGGAAGGAAGAUGAAGAGCUUGCUGUCGGAGGAAAGCACCUUCAUCAUCGAGAGCGACGACGACGAGGAGGAUCCCGCCGGCCUCCAGGACGCCGGCCUCAACGAAGACGGCAACGGCGACGGCGACGGCUCCUCCUCCGACUCCUCGUCCUGCGCCACCCCUCGCUGCGACAGCCGCCCGGGCUCCUACACCCAGCAAUGGCCGCAGAGCUACAGGCAAUCAAUUGACAUUUAUAGUAGCGUGCAGUCGCCCAAUCUGAGUUUUUUGGGGACCCCAACUCUAAGCAGACUGUCCAACUCUUUCCUCACAAACUCUUUUCGAGGCAAAACCCCUGAAAUCAUCUCUAAUCUUGUCAAGCCACUUCUGCGCCCAACUACAAGUGAUGAGCAACAGCAACCACAACAACAACAGCAGCAGCAUGAAGAUAUCCGUAAGAGUUCUCAGUACCUUCUGCCAUCAAGAAAACCAUCCCUGCAACAGAUCCCUGAGGAUCAAAAGCCACUCGUGGUUGGUCAUGAGGUUUCUCCCUAUCAACAAUGCUCUUACACCCAGGGAGCGAUGAAUGGAAUAAAUGUUCUAUGUGGUGUUGGAAUCCUAUCAACACCUUAUGCCAUUAAGCAAGGGGGCUGGCUCGGACUGGUUAUACUUGUUUUAUUUGCUUUGCUCGCAUGGUACACUGGUGUACUACUACGCCGUUGCCUAGACAGCAAGGAGGGCCUUCAGACAUACCCGGACAUUGGUCAUGCUGCCUUUGGCACCACUGGUCGUAUAGCGAUCUCGGUAAUCCUGUACAUCGAACUCUAUGCCUGUUGCAUCGAGUACUUGAUAUUGGAAAGCGACAAUUUAUCAAAGUUAUUUCCCAAUGUACACCUAACCAUUGGGAGCUUGACACUAAACUCACAUGUAUUCUUUGCAAUCUUGACCACCAUCAUUGUCAUGCCAACUACUUGGCUCCGUGACCUUACCUGUCUGAGCUAUAUUUCAGUUGGAGGUGUCAUUGCAUCGAUCCUUGUUGUGAUCUGCCUAUUCUGGAUUGGGGUUGUUGAUCAUGUCGGCUUUGAGAACAAAGGGGCUACGUUAAACCUCCCAGGAAUUCCUAUUGCAAUUGGAUUGUAUGGUUAUUGUUAUUCAGGGCAUGGGGUGUUCCCAAACAUCUAUUCUUCUCUGAAGAAUCGAAACCAGUUCCCUUCCAUUCUUUUCACUUGCAUUGCGUUCUCUACCAUUUUGUUUGCUGCCGCUGCUGUGAUGGGAUAUAAAAUGUUUGGUGAAUCCACAGAGUCUCAGUUCACACUCAACUUGCCAGAGAAUCUGCUGGUUUCCAAGAUUGCCGUUUGGGCUACGGUGGCAAAUCCAAUAACCAAAUAUGCGUUAACUAUAACCCCACUGGCUAUGAGUUUGGAGGAGUUGCUGCCGCGAAGUCAGCAGAAGUACUCAAACAUAAUCAUGCUAAGAUCAGCGCUGGUCGCCUCAACCCUGCUUAUUGCUCUGUCGGUUCCCUUCUUUGCACUUGUAAUGUCUCUGAUUGGUUCACUACUCGCCAUGCUUGUGACCUACAUUCUACCUUGUGCCUGCUUUUUGGCCAUCCUUAAGACAAAAGUGACUUGGUAUCAGAUUACAGCUUGCUCAUUCAUCAUCAUCGUAGGGGUUUCUUGCGCCUGCGUGGGGACAUACUCAUCACUCUCCGGGAUUAUCCAGAACUACACCUAGGUCCUUUUCCUACCUGUCCUGCAUACAUAAUAGAGAUUGUUGGGUCGACUGCAUUAUUAUUGUACAUGUAAUUAAGCUUAUGUAUCAGCAAAGCAUAUCAAUUUUGCCUAGAAAUUCAGUCAAACACAUGGAUGAAUGGUGUAAUGGAAUUUGUGUUAUUGUUAAAUUUGUAGCAACUUGAUGCUUGCAUGAUAUGAUCGGAUGGAUCUGAUGGUGAGUAUUAAUUCAGUUCUGAACUUGAAUUCCUCCCUCAA
Molecule: messenger RNA, 2043 nt
Organism: Brachypodium distachyon (stiff brome)
Lineage: Eukaryota; Viridiplantae; Streptophyta; Magnoliopsida; Poales; Poaceae
Product: amino acid transporter AVT1C
Exons: 12
Coding region: 92-1789 (565 amino acids)
Cellular component (GO): plasma membrane
Source: RefSeq, a predicted model, not a curated record